AUGGCUGACCCGUCACAAUACAAGUACCCGUCGCCUCUCGAGGGCUACGAAAAUGCCCCGCCUCUGUCCGACGACAAGGCCGAGGACGGAAAGAGCUUCGUGAACCCCAAGAACGAGAAACUGAGCAAGGCAUACGAUGAAUUCCCAGACCCGCUGAACAAGGGACUACAAGGCGGCUUCGACGUGCAUAUUUACUACCUCCAACAAAACAAAGAGCAAACCCAGUACGCAAGGGAUCUGUGGGAGCGCAUCAGGCGAGAGUUUCCCGAAUUACGGAUCUACCGCGUCUGGGACAAGCCCAUAGGACCUCACCCGGUGGCCAUGUUCGAGGUGAACCUCUUUACCCCGGCGCAAUUCGGGGCUUUCAUUCCGUGGCUGGCUAUCUGGAGGGGCCCGCUGUCGGCCCUGGUGCAUCCUAAUACUGUCGAGGACGGGGAUCACAGGGCAAUCGAGAAGCGGAAUCAUUCGCAGAGGGCGAUUUGGAUGGGGGAGAGGUUCCCGCUGGAUUUGGGGGUAUUUAAGUAA
Molecule: messenger RNA, 525 nt
Organism: Pseudomassariella vexata
Lineage: Eukaryota; Fungi; Ascomycota; Sordariomycetes; Amphisphaeriales; Pseudomassariaceae
Product: DOPA-like domain-containing protein
Exons: 3
Coding region: 1-525 (174 amino acids)
Source: RefSeq, a predicted model, not a curated record